Molecule: messenger RNA, 492 nt
Organism: Colletotrichum destructivum
Lineage: Eukaryota; Fungi; Ascomycota; Sordariomycetes; Glomerellales; Glomerellaceae
Exons: 1
Coding region: 1-492 (163 amino acids)
Source: RefSeq, a predicted model, not a curated record
AUGGCUGCCAGCAACACCCAGCGCAUGCGGAUGGGUCUCGCCAUUCCCAGGCUGUACCGCGUCUUCUUCCUCGGCAUCGAGCCUGUGUCUGCCCUCAUCGGCGCCUAUUAUGCCCAUGUUCGUCCCGACGACUACUUGCACCUGACCCACGCCGUCUCCAAGCCGGAUGUCAUCCCUCAGGGUACCUCUAUCGUCUUGUCGCAGCUCGCGAACCUCUACCUCUUCUUCGCUCUCAACGAAGCCCUCGUUCUACGCUCGACGUCAGACCUGCGUGUGUGGAAGACGGUACUCUUCGUGCUGCUGGUGGCCGACAUCGGCCACUUGUAUACUGUCCGAAGCCUAGGUCCCGAAGUGUACUACAAUUUGCUCAAAUGGAAUGCCAUCGACUGGGGAAACGUCCCGUUCGUCUACCUCGGGGCGUCGAUGCGUGUCGCGUUCCUCGCCGGUGUAGGGUUGACCCGUCGCCGAACGCUGGCCGACAAGCAGCAGUAG